CUGUGGUAACUCGGCCCUUGACAUUCAUGAAAUGGCAAUUACAGGAGCACAGCGACCUUGGCGCUACAUAAGCGAUGCUGUCAGCCCAUACCAUGAUGUGAAACUUAGCGAAACAAGUUCUACGGCAACGACAUAUUAGCGAACAAGCAGAGUCCUCCUUCUUCACAACGGCCAAACCACAAGCGGUGUGUACACCGUGUUCUAUGAGGCCACUGGCCCUUCAGGACAGAAUGUAUACUGCGACAUGGACACUGACGGAGGAGGUUGGGCAUGGUCUGACCGACGCACCGGCCCGUGCUACGUACUGGAACAGCCGGCCGUUAGCGGUGGGCGACAAGAGUGGUAUGGGAUCGAGGGCCGGCUGGAAUCUCAAUAGGUAUAGUGGAAAAAUGGACUGGAGAGUGCCAAGCAUCAGCCUGAUGAUCUUGUAUUCGGCUUUAAGUGCAAGCGGUGUCGAGGCUGCUGUUGUUGCUCCACCUGGCUUAGUCCAAGCCGAAGAACGCAUGAAGGAGCUCGUGGACCUCUUCUCCGACAUCAGAUGCAGUAUACGGCCCCGCCAUUGCGCGGACAAUUUCCAGGCCGGUCAGACGGUGAGUGGCCUGUACAAAAUAUUUCUUGGCAAAGACGACGUCACAGGGAAAGUGGUCUACUGCGACAUGGACACAGAUGGAGGAGGUUGGACGGUCAUUCAGAGGCGAGGGCAGUUCGGCAACAGCGUUUACUACUUCUACCGCAACUGGACGGAGUAUGCCACCGGCUUUGGCGACCCUGCCAAAGAAUACUGGCUCGGCAACAGAGCGCUACAUACUUUGACGUCGACUGCAGAAAGCAUGGAGCUGAAGGUUGUUUUGACGAAUCACACCGGUGAAAACAUCUCUGUCCUCUACGAAAGCUUCAAGGUCGGCUCGGAGAAAGCACACUUCAAGUUGUUGAUGGGAAGCUACUUUGGUCCUCGUGGCUGGGACUCGCUCUACAAUUGCAACCACAGCAAAUUUUCCACUUUCGACCAGGACCACGACAACACGGAAUACCACUGUGCUGAGAAGUACCGCGGCGGCUGGUGGUACAACAAUUGUCACUCGGCUAACCUAAACGGUCUCAAUUUAAACGGCCCGCACGACAGCUACGCCGACGGCAUCGAGUGGAGCAUCCGGAAUGGCGUAGGUUUCCUGUACCACUACUCUUAUCCCAGUGUGACGAUGAUGAUACGACCCGUCACACUGAACAAAAAUCACGAGAGUGGGUACCUUUAAGAAACUAAAUCUUUGCAAAACAGGAAUUGUAAAGGAGUUUUGGCAGGCUUUUGCCUAAAUGUUUUGUGGACGCUUUAGGGGCACAUUUUCCAGCCGUAUGCACAUCUUAAGCCUUGUAUCAGAAAGUUUUGUCAGAAGUAUAUCACAAAAUUGUGUAUUCAGUAUUGAAGUUCGUCAUCCCUUGUGUUUCAAAAAAGUUACUUUGCUUGGGGGGCACAUCUCGCACUGACCCAUCAGGUAUAAUUCAAGGCACGCUUCAGGAACAGGAACGCUUCAAAGUGUCUCGACUUCUAUUGUCUCCGCUUUACGAAUGUACCUUGUGCGAUUUGACAUAUACAUAGUGCGUUUAAUCCGUAUACUGUGGUAAUAUGCAUUACGAUUAACACACUACUGCCGCAUUUGUGUCACUGUUAUGUUCUUAAAUGACGUUAACUUAACGCCUGAGAUAGGCAAUCAUCAGUGUUCAGGCGUUGAAACAGCCAAUCUACGGGCGCAAUUGGUGAUUCUGGUCUACGUACAGCACUUCUAGAGCUUCAUUAUUGCAGCAGCUUACACAGGAUUGUUGGCUGUAAUUGCUGACACUGCAUUUGCCCCUCCUGGUAAAACAGACGCGUGUUCCACAUACCUGCAUAUGCCUAUACGUGGCCCUGAACAGGUCUGCCUUAUGAUUUCUCAACCUACCCACAACAAAUAAUGCAGAUAGCUACGGCUUGGUAUUUCUUCUCAUAGAAAUGUUCCAAAGAAACUCACUUCUGACAAUUCUCACGCUACGGAACUUGUACACUUAUUAAAGCAGAGAUACACUAGGGAAACAAUACAGACAGUAUUGUGAGCUGGGUGUUUACUUAAAAAUUCCACUGCUUUUCUAUCCUAUAUUGUGCCAAAUUCCUGUGUUUAUGCUUUUGUUCACAAGUAUACUUUAAUAAUAUGUGAUUGCAUUGUUAAUCUUUAUGUAACGAUAUUAAGCGGCAACAUUUUUUACACGUGUGGUCCUUUUUGAGCGCUGUAUUUGCGUAAAGAGGUCAGUUGCAAGCCUCAUAGAAUACAUGUUUGACAGGAGUGGCCAUAUCGUUUGUAUGCUUUUUGAAAAUAAAGUUUUUUCGCUUCUAUGGCCGUUAAAGAGCCAAUGCACGCA
Molecule: messenger RNA, 2388 nt
Organism: Dermacentor albipictus
Lineage: Eukaryota; Metazoa; Arthropoda; Arachnida; Ixodida; Ixodidae
Product: techylectin-5A-like
Source: RefSeq, a predicted model, not a curated record